Messenger RNA from Chelmon rostratus (copperband butterflyfish), 2351 nucleotides. It is a transcript of the gene desmb, whose product is annotated as desmin b. The record is from RefSeq and is a predicted model, not a curated record. The transcript has 9 exons. Gene Ontology annotation, biological process: skeletal muscle organ development. The coding region runs from base 23 to 1441 and encodes 472 amino acids. NCBI's taxonomy places the organism in Eukaryota, Metazoa, Chordata, Actinopteri, Chaetodontiformes, Chaetodontidae. Gene Ontology annotation, cellular component: intermediate filament; Z disc; sarcolemma.
CAGGCUCUCCUUGUCCUCCAACAUGGCCUCCUUCAGUUCCUCCGCCCAAACCGCGUCCUCCUACCGCCGCCACUUUGGCCACGGCACCUACGCCUCGCCUUCCCUCAACCGCUCGCUGCUGGGGCGCAGCAGCGGCGGUGGCGGGGGACACGUAACCUCCAGGGUCUACGAGGUGACCCGGGCCAGCUCGACGCCGGCCUACCGGGUCUCCUCCAGCUACUACGGCAAGCCCCUGGCGGCCUCCCGGGCCUCCAUCGGGCACUCCUUCGCCGGCAUGGGCGAGACGCUGGACUUCAGCCUGGCCGACGCCAUCAACCAGGAGUUCCUGACCACGCGGACCAACGAGAAGGCCGAGCUGCAGCACCUGAACGACCGCUUCGCCAGCUACAUCGAGAAGGUCCGCUUCCUGGAGCAGCAGAACCAGACGCUGGCGGUGGAGGUGGAGCGUCUGCGCGGCCGCGAGCCGACGCGCAUCGCCGACCUGUACGAGGAGGAGAUGAGCGAGCUGAGGAGGCAGGUAGAGAUCCUGACCAAUCAGAGGUCACGCAUUGAGGUGGAGCGGGACAACCUGGCCGACGACCUGGACAAGCUCAAACUCAGACUCCAGGAAGAGAUUCUCCAGAAAGAGGAAGCAGAGAACAACCUGGCUGCUUUCAGGGCGGAUGUGGAUGCUGCCACUCUGGCUCGUCUGGACCUGGAGAGACGCAUCGAGACGCUGCAGGAGGAGAUCGCCUUCCUGAAGAAGAUCCAUGAAGAGGAGAUCCGCGAGCUGCAGACCCAGAUGCAGGAGACUCAGGUGCAGAUCCAGAUGGACAUGUCCAAGCCCGACCUGACGGCGGCGCUGAGGGACAUCAGAGCCCAGUACGAGGGCAUCGCCGCCAAGAACAUCGCCGAGGCCGAGGACUGGUACAAGUCCAAGGUGUCCGACCUGAACCAGGCAGUGAGUAAGAACAACGAGGCCCUGAAGCAGGCCCGGCAGGAGACCAUGGAGUUCAGACACCAGAUCCAGUCCUACACCUGCGAGAUCGACUCCCUCAAAGGCACCAAUGAGUCCCUGAUGAGGCAGAUGAGGGACAUGGAGGACCGUCACGGACUCGAGGCCAGCGGCUUCCAGAACACCAUCGCCCGGCUGGAGGCGGAAAUCGCCAACAUGAAGGACGAGAUGGCGCGCCACCUCCGCGAGUACCAGGACCUGCUCAACGUCAAGAUGGCGCUGGAUGUGGAGAUCGCCACCUACAGGAAGCUGCUGGAAGGGGAGGAGAGCAGGAUUACUUUGCCUGUGCAGAGCUACUCCACCCUGAGCUUCCGAGAGACCAGCCCCGAGCACCAGCAGCGCUCCUCGGAGAUGCAUUCAAAGAAAACUGUCCUCAUCAAGACCAUCGAAACUCGUGACGGAGAGGUCCUCAGCGAGUCCACGCAGCACCAGCAAGACAUCAUGUAACGAUGCAGAAGAUAAGAAGAAGAAGAAGCUCAUCUGUCCUUCCCCGAGUCAGACAGAUGAAGAGAACAAAUCGAAGUAAAAAGACUUCAAACUCAAGAUUGUGGCCUGUACUUGUUUUACAGUUACUGUGACGUGAAUCCAGAGCAGGGUGGUGGUCUCAUUAAUCAGGGUUUGUUUAUCUCUGCUUGGUGGUGUGUUGCUGCAUGGGUGUAGCUGGCUAUGAGCGCACAAGCUGCCCUGCAAAAAAUCUCCAUCUAACAGUCAUUUCUGUCUUUAAUUGAUCCAAAAAACCCUUUUUUAAAGAAGUGAGAACAUAUUUGAAACUGCUCUCAUUAGAAAUCAGCUUGUUUCAAGGGAAGAAUAAGUUGGUUUGCUGCAGUGGAAGCAAGAAAAAGAUGCAAUUACAUAUAAAAAAAUGAUUUGACAAGAUGGAGAUUUUUAAAUAAUUAAAUAUUCAAAUGUUGACAGGCUGCGAAAGGGUAAAAGCAUUUCAGCGUUCGCACUAAAUGAAACACUCUGGUGUUGUUUACGCUUCCUGCUCUGCAAUUUACGUUAAAUGUCACAGAAAAUCUAUUGUUUCACAUCAAAUCCUCUGUUUUCAGCUAAUUUUUUUACCACGAAAAGUGUGCAGGUGGAUCCAAAUCCACAUGUAAAAUACAGCAGUUUGUUUUGUUCCUGAAGGUCGCAGCUUCGUCCAAUCAGGAGCGCUAACGAGGACGAGGUGCAGCGUGUUUGUGCUCAUCGGCAAAGGGACGCAGAGAGGACAGAUAAAAAGACGGAGGAGGAGAUUAAAAGGUGUCUGGAGAUGCAGCGAUAGAUAGGAGGUUGUGUGAGGUAGAAAAUACAGGAGAGAGAGAGAGAGAGAGAGAGAUAAUCCCUUGUGACUUUCAAAUAUUAUCUGCUAAUAAAA